This is a messenger RNA of Indicator indicator, 2154 nucleotides long. RefSeq names its product adenosine deaminase RNA specific B1 (gene ADARB1). The transcript has 9 exons. Gene Ontology annotation, cellular component: nucleolus; cytoplasm. The coding region runs from base 30 to 2129 and encodes 699 amino acids. The record is from RefSeq and is a predicted model, not a curated record. Gene Ontology annotation, biological process: RNA processing; adenosine to inosine editing. Gene Ontology annotation, molecular function: tRNA-specific adenosine deaminase activity; double-stranded RNA binding; double-stranded RNA adenosine deaminase activity. Lineage: Eukaryota; Metazoa; Chordata; Aves; Piciformes; Indicatoridae.
AGACAAGAAACCAGCAAAAAUUUUUCACAAUGGAUGUAGAUGAUGAAGAAAACAUGAGUUCGAGCAGCACUGAUGUUAAAGAAAACCGCAACGUGGACAACGUUCCCCCCAAGGAUGGCGGUGGGCAAGGUGCCGGGGAGGGAACGCAGCUCUCCAAUGGUGGUGGUGGCAGCAGCAGAAAGCGUCCUUUGGAGGAGGGCAACAAUGGCCACUCCAAAUUUCGCCCGAAGAAGAGGAAGAAAAUGCCUGGCCCCGUUCUGCCAAAGAAUGCCCUGAUGCAACUCAAUGAGAUUAAACCUGGUUUACAGUACAAACUCCUCUCCCAGACAGGGCCGGUCCAUGCCCCUAUGUUCGUGAUGGCAGUUGAAGUCAAUGGGCAGGUAUUUGAGGGGUCUGGCCCAACAAAAAAGAAAGCCAAGCUUCAUGCUGCUGAGAAGGCUCUGCGGUCUUUCGUCCAGUUUCCAAACGCCUCAGAAGCCCACCUGGCAAUGGGGAGGACUCUGUCAGUCAACACGGAUUUCACCUCCGACCAAGCAGACUUCCCUGACACCCUUUUCAAUGGGUUUGAGACACCAGUCCCUUCUGAUGCUUCCUUUUACCUAGGGUCCAAUGGGGAUGGGUCCUAUAGCUCUGUUGGGGACUACAGUUUGCCGUCGUCAGCUGUAGCCAGCAGCCUUUCUCAGUCGCCUCUCCCCAUGCCAUCAGCCUACCCCUCUGCCAGCGGGAAGAACCCUGUCAUGAUCCUCAACGAGCUGCGGCCAGGGCUGAAGUACGAGUUUCUCUCAGAGAGUGGGGAGAGCCAUGCCAAAAACUUUGUCAUGGCUGUGGCAGUGGACGGUCAGACUUUUGAAGGCUCAGGAAGGAAUAAAAAGCUGGCAAAAGCUCGGGCUGCUCAGUCAGCCCUGGCAUCCUUGUUUAACAUGCAGCUGGACCAGACCCCAUCUCGACAGCCCAUUCCCAGUGAGGGGCUCCAGUUACAUUUGCCACAGGUUUUAGCUGAUUCCGUUGCACGCUUGGUUGUAGACAAAUUCAGUGACUUGACGGAAAAUUUCACAUCACCACAUGCACGAAGAAAAGUCCUUGCUGGAGUUGUCAUGACAACAGGUACAGAUGUGAAAGAUGCCCUGGUAAUAAGUGUUUCUACAGGAACAAAAUGCAUCAAUGGUGAAUACAUGAGUGACCGUGGUCUUGCAUUAAAUGAUUGCCAUGCAGAAAUUAUAUCUCGCCGGUGCCUGCUUAAAUUUCUGUAUACACAACUUGAGGUUUAUCUAAGCAAUAAAGAAGAUCAGCAAAAAUCCAUUUUUAUCAAAUCGGAACGAGGCGGGUUUAAGCUGAAGGAGAAUGUGCAGUUCCAUCUCUAUAUCAGCACUUCUCCUUGUGGCGAUGCUAGGAUUUUCUCACCACAUGAAGCAGCGCAAGAGGAUCAAGGUGACAGGCAUCCAAACCGCAAAGCGAGAGGACAGCUACGGACAAAAAUAGAGUCUGGGGAAGGGACCAUCCCCGUGCGCUCCACUACCACUAUCCAGACGUGGGAUGGCGUACUGCAAGGAGAAAGGCUGCUUACCAUGUCCUGCAGUGACAAGAUAGCGAGGUGGAACGUAUUGGGUAUUCAAGGAGCCUUACUUAGCCUCUUUGUGGAACCAAUUUACUUCUCUAGCAUCAUCUUGGGGAGUUUAUAUCAUGGGGAUCAUCUAUCCAGAGCCGUAUACCAGAGGAUAGCAGAGAUAGAAGAUCUACCACCUCUUUAUACACUCAACAGACCUUUACUUAGUGGUAUUAGCAAUGCAGAAGCCCGUCAGCCAGGGAAAGCACCAAACUUCAGUGUGAACUGGACAGUAGGAGACGCUGGUCUUGAAGUUAUUAAUGCUACAACGGGCAAAGAUGAAAUGGGUCGUGCAUCUCGCCUCUGCAAGCAUGCUUUCUACAGCCGCUGGAUGCGCAUUCAUGCAAAGCUUUCCUCCAGCUUGCGUUCAAAGAUCCUCAAGCCUAACCUGUACCACGAAACCAAGCAAGGAGCCACUGAGUAUCAAACUGCCAAAAAGUGCUUGUUUAAAGCAUUCCUGAAGGCAGGACUGGGAGCCUGGGUGGAGAAACCCAUUGAACAGGAUCAGUUUUCUCUCACGGUCUAAUUCACAGACUCCACAUCACUUUGGA